UAUUCCAUUUCGUUAAUAAAACAAAGCAGUGGAAAUGAAACAACGCUUCAAGCCUCUGUUUCCCAUCAACGAACAAUUGACAGAGCUGCCGGACAGCCCUUCUAGUCCCAUAAAUCUCCUUCCUUUCGCGUCAUUCCGGGCGGUCCUUUCCUCCGAUGGGUCCUUCAGUAUUUUCAGUCCUUGGAGUGUUAAUCUAUGUGUCGGUUUUACUGAGCUCUUCCCUCGCCGACCCGAGGACCACACAGGUGACCCGGAUAUGCACCAACAGGACAGCUCUUGCUGCCAACCGCGUCACUUUCGUGGCCAACUUUGUUGCAGCGAUGGAUGGACUCACCCGUCAGCUCUUUGCCCAGGGAUACGGUUCGGUGGUGACUGGGAGCGGGAGCAAUAUGGUCUACGCGUUCGGAGAGUGCAUGAGGGACCUCUCGCAGACCGACUGCGACCUCUGCUUCGCUCAGUGCAAGAUUCAGAUCCCCCGGUGCUUCCCCUUUCAGCUGGGCACUCGUGCCGGUCGAAUAUUAUAUGAUGGGUGUUAUCUUCGGUAUGAUGACUAUAACUUCUUCAACGAGAGCCUGGGUCCAGUUGAUUCCACCAUUUGUGCAACUGAACAGUUCAGCGGGAAUACUACCGUCUUUGAGGAUUACGUGACAGAGCUGGGAAAGAAUUUGACCUUGGAAGCUCCCAAGAAAGACGGGUUCUUUGUUGGGUCAGUGACUGGAGGGAACACAUCAGUUUACGGUUUGGCUCAGUGCUGGAAAUUCACGAAUGACUGCAGGAAGUGCUUAAAUGAUUCGUUCUCGAGGAUCGCUUCUUGCCCGCCGAGAAGAGAGGGGAGGGCUAUCAACGCCGGGUGUUACCUGAGGUACUCCACGGAGAAGUUUUAUUACAAUAACACCGUCACUGCUGCAGCUGGAAGAAACACAGGACGCCGAUUGGCUAUUAUUGUCGCAACAACAUCCUCGGCCUUUGCGCUCCUUCUGAUUGUUGCCGUAGCGGGAAUCGUGAGGAGAAAAGUUUCGGAAAAGAGAAGAGAGAGGAGGCUGCUUGGCCUUUUAGCGAACACCGUGAACAAGUCCAAGCUUAACUUUUCAUACGAAACUCUCGAGAAAGCUACGAACUACUUCGACUGCUCCAACAAACUGGGCCAGGGUGGAUCUGGUUCUGUGUACAAAGGAAUAUUGCCGAACGGGAAGCCCAUUGCAAUCAAGAGGCUCGUGUUUAAUACGAGACAGUGGGUCGAACAUUUCUUUAAUGAAGUCAACUUGAUCAGUGGCAUUCAUCACAAGAAUCUCGUCGGCCUGUUGGGCUGCAGCAUCACUGGUCCUGAGAGCCUUCUUGUCUACGAAUAUAUCCCGAACUUGAGCCUCCUUGAUCACCUUUUUGUGAAUAAGGACGUCGAACCAUUGAAUUGGGAGACGAGGAGCAAGAUCGUUCUGGGCACAGCAGAAGGAUUGGCAUAUCUCCAUGAGGAGUCCAGCUUACGGAUCAUUCACAGAGACAUCAAACUCAGCAAUGUUCUGCUCGAUGAUGAUUUCGCGCCUAAAAUUGCCGAUUUUGGCCUUGCGCGAUUAUUUCCCGAAGACAAAACUCACAUAUCCACUGCCAUUGCCGGAACAUUAGGCUACAUGGCUCCAGAAUAUGUAGUCCGUGGCAAGUUGACCGAGAAGGCAGAUGUCUAUAGCUACGGAGUUCUUGUGAUCGAAGUCAUCACCGGGAAGAGAAAUAACUCAUUUUUCCAGAAAUCUUUCUCCAUCUUACAAACGGUCUGGGACAUGUAUUCAAGCGGAAGAUUGUGUGAAGCAGUCGAUCCAGUUCUAAAAGGCAAGUUCCGAGGAGAGGACGUAUCUAGAAUCCUUCAAAUCGCUCUCCUCUGUGUGCAAGCCUCUGCAGAUCUUCGGCCAAGAAUGUCGAUGGUCGUGAAAAUGCUAUCUGAUGAUUGUGACAUCCCUUCACCAACACAACCGCCCUUCUUAAGUUCCAGUCAUUCCGCAUCAACUGAGAGACAGCGGUCAGUUAUCAGCGGUAAUUUCCAGCCUGAAUCGGACUCCCAUUCUUCAGGCAACACGAAGACCGAGAGCUUCAUCGGGCCUAGAUAGAGCAUCAUACUGAAGAAGUCCUUUCGGUGAGGUGGAUGAUAAUGCCAAACCUUCAAUCCUCACUCGAUCCCAAGUUCACAUUUGACUCCGUUAUGUUUCAGCGGACCAGGACAUGUCCAGAAUUAUUCUCCCAUACAUGUUCAAUGUACACAGGUCAUUUUCACUAGAACGAUUACGACUGUAUGAGUUUGGUGAA
Molecule: messenger RNA, 2292 nt
Organism: Punica granatum (pomegranate)
Lineage: Eukaryota; Viridiplantae; Streptophyta; Magnoliopsida; Myrtales; Lythraceae
Source: RefSeq, a predicted model, not a curated record